AUGAAAAUCACUCCAUUUCUCAUCGCAAUCCUCCCGACCCUAGUCUCUGCCAAUGUCGGACUCAGCUGGAGCAUCGCCAACGUCUCCUCCUCGGGCCUAAAAGACAUCACCUUCCCAAUAGCCAUGCCCAAUGCCAAGCACGAGGGCGGCCUCUACUUCGCGCAGCAAUACGGUUUCGUCGGAGCCGAUGGCGUCGGAUACACAGGUCUACAGCCUAUGGCCGACAGUUCAAACGGAAGUAUGGUCCAUGCUGUGUUUUCGAGCUUUGUCGCAGGGACCAAAAGCACAGAUACAGAGAACUGCAGCGAUGGUGCAGAUGGUGGUCCUGGCGUGAGCUGUGCCGUUGAAAUCCCUGCGCCAUAUUCACACCCAUACAACCUGGUGAUCAAGAACACGCACGGAACCACCUGGACUGGAACCCUCAUCGAUGCGGUCCUGGGCAACGCAACGCGUAUCGGCUCAUAUACACUCCCUGUUGGCUCUGGUGGAAUCGGUUCCUCUCAGGCAGGCUUUGUCGAGUAUUUCCUGUUCAACGUGGAGGACGCGGAGGAGAAGGGUGAAUGUGGGAAGGUGCCACGCGCGGAUGUGACAUUCUGGCCACCUAGAACUAAUACCUCCCGUUUGGGUGUUGGGGAGUUGAGUGAGCCCCAUGCGUACAGUGGUUGUGAGGAGGAGGGCAACUUUAAGACGACGCAGGUCAAUGGAGGGGGAUACAAGAUUACCUGCGCUCAGGGAUUCUAA
Molecule: messenger RNA, 741 nt
Organism: Aspergillus glaucus CBS 516.65
Lineage: Eukaryota; Fungi; Ascomycota; Eurotiomycetes; Eurotiales; Aspergillaceae
Exons: 2
Coding region: 1-741 (246 amino acids)
Source: RefSeq, a predicted model, not a curated record